Molecule: messenger RNA, 2096 nt
Organism: Arachis duranensis
Lineage: Eukaryota; Viridiplantae; Streptophyta; Magnoliopsida; Fabales; Fabaceae
Product: protein DA1
Exons: 12
Coding region: 333-1760 (475 amino acids)
Molecular function (GO): ubiquitin binding
Source: RefSeq, a predicted model, not a curated record
AAAAAUUUGAUUUUUUUCCCUCUUUGUCAAUGAUAUUGUGGAGUAUACGUGUUCGUGUUUCUCGUUUCUGAAAUUAAAGGAAAAAAAAAUAAAACAUUUUUUGCUUUGUUUCUUCUCCUUCCUUGUUCCUUCUAUUUGCUUUCCCUUGACACAUACAAAAACUUGAGUUGAAGUUUCUUAGAUCAUCAUCAUCAAGUUUGCAGUUGCUGGAGAGAGAAAAGGAGAAGCAAAUUUACAUGCUCUAGAAUCUUACUUUGAUCUUGUUCUCUCUGCUUUUUCUGAAGAAAGAGGAAGGAAUUUGUACCUAUUAUGAACAUAUAGCAACUUGAAUUAUGGGUUGGCUUAGCAAAUUUUUCAAAGGCUCCGACCAAAAGAUUUCGGAAGGGCAUUACCAUUCGUAUUAUAACGGGGAUGCGGAUUCUUACUUGCCAUCGACGUCUGGUGUAACAAAUGAUGUUUGGCCUGAGAAUGAGAACGAAGAUAUAGAUCGUGCCAUUGCAUUAUCUCUGGCAGAGCAAAAUCAUAGAGGAAACCAUGUAAAUGACUACAGAUCUCAAUUAGAAGAAGAUGAACAACUUGCCAGAGCUAUAGAAGAAAGCCUAAAUCUAGAGUCUCCUCCGAAAUAUGGAAACGAGAACAUGUAUCAACCCCAUCCGGCGGUUCCAAUUCCAGUACCAGUGUAUUUCCCAAUGGGAUCAAGGAUUUGUGCUGGCUGCCAUACUGAGAUUGGUUAUGGACGAUAUCUAAAUUGUUUGAAUGCUUUCUGGCAUCCUGAAUGCUUCCGCUGUCAUGCUUGCAACCUACCGAUCUCUGAUUAUGAGUUCUCCACGUCGGGAAAUUACCCUUACCAUAAAUCAUGCUAUAAGGAAAGCUACCAUCCAAAAUGUGACGUCUGCAAGCAUUUCAUUCCAACAAACCCUGCUGGUCUUAUUGAAUAUAGGGCACAUCCAUUCUGGGUCCAAAAAUAUUGCCCUUCUCAUGAACACGAUAACACUCCAAGAUGUUGCAGCUGUGAGCGAAUGGAGCCACGAGAGACUGGAUAUAUCGGUCUUAAUGAUGGCCGGAAGCUUUGCUUAGAGUGCCUUGACUCUGCAAUCAUGGAUACAAGCGAAUGCCAACCGCUUUAUGUUGAUAUACAAAGAUUUUAUGAAAGCUUAGACAUGAAAUUGGAGCAGCAAAUUCCACUUCUCUUGGUUGAAAGACAAGCCCUGAAUGAAGCAAGAGAGGGGGAGAAGCAUGGUCACUAUCACAUGCCAGAAACUCUUCGGCUUUGUUUGAACUUUAAUCAGAUCUCGAGACGACCGAGACUUGGGGCAGGAAAUAGAGCGGUCGACAUGAGAACACAAUCAUACAAAUUGACCAGACGUUGCGAUGUGACGGCAAUUCUCAUUUUAUUCGGACUUCCAAGAUUGCUUACUGGAUCGAUCCUAGCUCACGAGAUGAUGCAUGCAUGGCUGCGGCUUAAAGGCUACCGAACCCUAAGUCAAAACGUCGAAGAAGGUAUAUGUCAGGUUAUGGCAUACAUGUGGUUGCAUUCUGAACUCACUUCGGCGUCAGCCUCAUCCUCAUCUUCAACAUCUAGAAAAGGGAAAAGACCCCCUUUUGAGAUGAAGCUCGGCGAGUUCUUCAAGCACCAGAUUGAAUCCGACAUCUCGCCAGUUUACGGAGACGGGUUUAGGGCAGGUCACCAAGCAGUGCAGAAGUAUGGUCUUCAGAAGACCCUAAACCAUAUCUGGAUGACUGGUACUUUUCCAUUUUGAAAAGCAUUGAGAAAAAACCAUCCCACUUUUUGUUUUUACACAUUGUUUUUUCCCUCAUUCUUUUCUGGAGAUAAAAAGGUUCCUUAGGGCAUUAGAUUUGGCAAACUCAUGAUUUUUUUGUACUUGUAAUUAAAAUGGAUACCAUUUUGGAUGCAUUGAUUACAUUCAUAUGAUUUUUUGCAACAUAAUAGUACUUUUGUAGCAAAAGAAGAAAAAGUGAAAAACAAUGGGGAGAACACUUUCAUAGCAAAGGUGUAGUCUUAGGGUACUAGAGAGGUCCAUUUUUAUUAAUUAAUUCUGUGGUAAUAUAUAAAAUUUGAUACAAUGAUUGUGAAA